GUGUGGGAAAAUUUAAAUGAGUCAAGAACCAACCAACAACUGCAGACCGAGGAAGUAGACGUCAAACUAAGGCCCAUCUCUCAUUGGUCUUUGGGGUGUCUGUCUGCUUGGGAGAAGCCUGACUUUGAGAGGGGAGGAUAUUUGAGAGUAUGAACAGAUAAGCUAUUCAUGGGUUUCUGUGAGGCGCUUGUCGAAAAUACUCUUAAACAGCUGAAGGGACGUUAACGAGUACAAGUUCAGCAUGCGUUACUUAUAACGCACUCUAUUGCCUAUAUUUAGGUGUCUACUUAACCCAAUAAUUAACUGAAUUAGUAUGUCUUAUAUCACUUGGCUCCGGAAAGGCAUUGCCGUAUUUUUUGAAUACGAUACGCCUCGUAUUGUACACAUUGAAAGCAAAAAAGUGGGCGUUACAUCUCGAUUCGUUCAAGCAUGCAUCCUUUCAUACAUCAUUGGAUACGUGAUUGUCUACCAAAGAGGCUACCAACAAUUUGAUCCCGUGGAAUCGGCGGUAACCACCAAAUUGAAAGGAGUAGCCUAUACCAAUUUCACGGAUGAUGAGAUGGCGGGCGUGCCUCCGGAAUGGCGGUAUCUUUAUCGGCGAGUUUGGGACGUGACCGACUAUGUGGUGCCAGCCACUCAAAACAACGCCUUCUUCGUUAUCACAAACAUCAUCAUAACACCCAACCAAAAUCAGAGCACUUGUCCAGAAGAUCCAAAAAUCGCAGGGUCAAUUUGUGACCCCCGACAGAAUCAGUGUCAUGAAGGUGAAUCCUUACCCUUGGGUCAUGGCGUUAACACGGGCAGGUGCGUUCAAGCCCAACCGUCUCAUGGCGAAGAACCCCAGGAUAAAGAAGUGUUCACAUGCGAGAUUUUGGCUUGGUGUCCCCUGGAGUUCGACCAACAACCUCUAAAGGAUCGCGCCUUAUUGGCGGCCUCGGCCAAUUUCACCGUGUUGAUCAAGAACCAAAUCGAAUUCCCGCUCUAUGAGAAGAGGCGUUCCAACAUAUUGGAAUCCAGCAACUCCACCUAUCUCCAAUCGUGCUUGUAUGAUCAGGAAACCGACCCAUUUUGUCCCGUGUUCAAGCUGGGCACCAUUGUCAGGUUGGCCAAUGAAACCUACGAGGAUAUCGCCAUCAACGGGGCCGUCAUGUCCAUUAUAAUCCAUUGGGAUUGCAACCUCGACCAUGAUUUCAUGUCUCGGUGUGUGCCCAUAUACAAAUUCCGACGUUUGGAUAGCGCGGAUGCCAAGAUUGCUCCGGGGUACAACUUCCGCUUCGCCGAGUAUUACAAAACUGGCAAGCGAACCCUGUUCAAGGCCUAUGGUAUUCUUUUUGUGCUGGAUGUCCAAGGCCGGGCUGGCAAGUUCAGUUUCAUCCCAUUUUUUAUCAAUUUGGGCGCGGGAUUGGCCUUGCUGAGCAUUGCCACCAUUAUCUGUGAUAUCUUUGUCUUAUACGUCAUGCGGGACCGGCAGAUUUACCGGGACAAGAAGUACCUGAUGGUCAAAGGCUCCGACGCGUUUUCCGUUUACCGUGAGAUGGACAACAGUGAAGAUGACGACGGACAGCAGGGACCGGCCAUCGAAUCUGAAAACAGCCGUGCCAACGAUUAGGGAUAAAGGAAUGACUGAACGAAAGAAAGCACCUUUUUAUGAGUGAACUGGGUGUAUAGCAAUACUGUUUAAUUCUUGAAAAUCCCAUUCCCUAUGAACCGAAACAUUUUGAAAAAUUGGUUUGGAAUGUUCUUCGAAAGUGAUCUGUCUGAAUCAUAGCUUGGGUGGAAUUUUUCUUCUGAACCAUUCAAGGCUUUUUCCCAACUGGAGGUUCUGCGAGAUCUCUGAUAGAAUACAUAUAACUCUCAUUUCCUUUGUUUCUAUGAAA
Molecule: messenger RNA, 1877 nt
Organism: Tigriopus californicus
Lineage: Eukaryota; Metazoa; Arthropoda; Copepoda; Harpacticoida; Harpacticidae
Product: P2X purinoceptor 4-like
Exons: 2
Coding region: 314-1609 (431 amino acids)
Biological process (GO): response to ATP; monoatomic cation transmembrane transport
Cellular component (GO): plasma membrane; nuclear inner membrane
Molecular function (GO): extracellularly ATP-gated monoatomic cation channel activity; purinergic nucleotide receptor activity
Source: RefSeq, a predicted model, not a curated record